AUGGCCGACGCUCGCGAUGGCCCGUCCGUUGCGGCCAGGCUCAAACUGUGCGCGCAAGCCACAGGAGAGGCGGUGGCGCCGCAAGACGAGGCGAUGAUUCGCAUCCUCUCGCGGCUCGCCGUGGAGAACAACUGGUGGAGCUUCAGCGUCAACCCGACGCCCACGGGCAAGCAGUUCAUUGUCCAGCCCCAGUCCCAGUGGGAGAGGGACAGGGAGCGGCAGCAGGCCAAGGAGGGCAGUGCCCCACCGCAGCCUGUGCCUGCUGCCACUUCCGCCGCGGCACCGCCCGCAGCACCGCCUGCCGCCGCUGCAGCUCCGGCAGCAGCACCGCAGGCACACCCGCAGCACCAACAGGUGCAGCAACCCCAGCCCAACGAGUCGCCCGAGGGGUGGACCAGGGUUGGGAAGGGCGGCAUGCCGGACAGGUUCACCAUGAGGAACCAUGGCCGCAAGCCGCCGGGCAAGGCGGUCAAGCGCAAGCCUGACCGCCAGCCCGCACCCAAGGGAGGUGGACCCCCACCCCCCUCUCCCAAGGUGGUGGACAAGAACAGGCUGAGCGCGCUGGGCGCUGGCCCUUCUGGCACCAGCGGGAGCCACGAGCGCGCACCGCCGCGCUCCCCCUCCCCCUCCUCGCCGCCUGCCAAAUCACCGCGGCCAUCUGCGCCUGCUUCCGAGUAUGACUCCGAGCUCGACCAAUACUUUUCCGACGCCGAGGCGCGGGAUAGGGUGGCAGGGGUUGUACACGACGCAGUGCAGCAGGCUGUGAUGCAAUAUGGCUAUGACGACGAGCUCUUCCAGGAUUGGAGGGACGGCAAGAUAGGCGAAAAGGACUUGCCGGAGGAGGUGAUGGCUAUGACUUUGGACCUUUGCGAGAGGUGGCGAGCGGAGCAAGAGCGGUGUAGGCGCGUCCACGCGGCGCAGCGGCUCUCCCGCGACCCCGGCCCCUCUCGUAGCCGCAGCCGUAGCCGCAGCCCCAACUCUUGCCGCUCUUCCGUGUCGGGUUGUGACGAGGGGUGA
Messenger RNA from Emiliania huxleyi CCMP1516, 1017 nucleotides. RefSeq lists its product as hypothetical. Lineage: Eukaryota; Haptophyta; Isochrysidales; Noelaerhabdaceae. Bases 1 to 1017 code for a protein of 338 amino acids. The record is from RefSeq and is a predicted model, not a curated record. The transcript has a single exon.